This is a messenger RNA of Durusdinium trenchii, 1767 nucleotides long. The record is from the annotation of a GenBank genome assembly. NCBI's taxonomy places the organism in Eukaryota, Dinophyceae, Suessiales, Symbiodiniaceae.
AUGGUGAAGGGAUGGAAUCGCAGCGUUUGCUGCUUGACAACUUUGUGGGCCAUGUUUGAGCUCCCAGGGACUUUUUCUUGCAUUUACGUCACCCUUGUGGAGCCGGAGCUCACACAAGUGGUCAGCACCAAUCGAGGCGUUUCAGCUGCCAGCACCCUCAGGAGGCGUCCCAAUUGCUUUAAUCUGCUGCACCAGCUCCAGUUCCUGCAGCAAGGGGGACUGUCAGCAGAGCAGAGUGUGCGGCACCUCAAGGCGCAAGAGAAUGUAGCGGCUUUCGCCAGUGCAUUCUCGGUUGGCGCCAAAGAGAGCCAAGCCGCAGUGAACUUACUCCAGAACAUCCCCGUUGGCAUCAAGAACAAACUUACUGAGCUAGCAAGGAAGUACACCCAAGCACGCUUCAUCACGCAUGAAUCCUUGGCGAUGAAUUUGCUGAACGUGGGUUUCAACAGACUUGGAAGCAAGGCCGCGUUGGAUUAUCCUGCAUUGCACCGCUGUUUUCACAUUGUGCAAUUCAUUAACUUUAUUGAUUCAAUGAUGUGUCUCAAGGAAAACUUGCAACGCAUUUGUGCUGGGUACAUGGCGUUGCUGGAUCAGUUCAUGACCAUGGUCCCCAAAUCCUUUGCUGAUUCAGUGAUACCGGAUAUCAACAAAACGUUUGCUAUGCGCCACGCUGACCACGACAUCUUGCACAUGCUGGAACACAGCGUACCACCAGCUGAUGUCACCAAAGUGGCGUUGUUUUCAAGCCCGCUGGCAAAAUUCAAGCAUGAGACUGUGACCACUGGCUCUCCGGCCUCUGCAGCCCUCUUCUUGCUUCCGCAGUGGCAUUCAUCCGCUCCUAAGACGGCCGUGGUGAAGCAUAGGUUUGCAGAGUGGAGCGGCGCAUCUUGGCUCCUGCAACGAGAUUGGUUGACAAAGGAGAAGGACGACAAGUCUGUUGACAUUCGAUACCUGGGGGUCUACCAUGACGCCGAUGCAGCUGUGAUGAAGUCUGCAAAAGAUUCUGUUGCUGGCCGCAUGCUAAGUCAGUGGUGGGACAAAAGCGAUGAAGCAGGUGCUACCAGCCGCCCCAAUGCGACGUUUGGGGUUGAGCCACCCAAGCUGGAGGUUUUGAGCUAUUCAGAUCAUGGCCAUCUCAGGAUUCCAGACGUACUCCAGCAAAAGUUCAAGCCCAGUCAUGGUGCAGCCUUGCAGGCCUGUUUGGAUGCUUUGGCUGAUGAGACUGCGAUUGCCAAAGCUUUGGUCGCUUAUCAUGGGGGGUCACCUACUACUACUAGUCCAACAAAAGCAGACGCUCCCCGAACUGUGGCCAACCCAGAUUGGCAAGGUGAAGCCGUUGUGAACUUCAGGAAGCGCCUUCAUCUGUCUGGGGUGCCGAUCACGGAUUUCGAAUCGAGCAAUUCGCUGGAUGCCUGCGCCAAGCUGGCCCGUGAACCGUCUCUGGAAGCGGCUGUGACAACUACGGGCCACUUGUUCUUGGUGAACAAAACGGAAAAGGACAUUGCGUUGCCUGCUGGAGAGCUCUUCGGAUUCAAUCUGGGCAGCUUUGUUGAAGUUGCUUCAGAACAUGCGGCCACUCUCGACGCCUCCUUGUCAUGGCUGGUCAGCGAUGACAAGCAGCUGGUCGCCUUGAUCAAAGAGGGAACUGACAAGGAGCUCAUGUCCCUGGCAGAAGUGGUUUGUUCAGUGGCCAAGAACAAGGGCAUUACAGAGUGCAAGAUCAUUGACCACGAACUCCAGCCCAAACUCAAGGCUCAUCAUGUCUAA